Messenger RNA from Scophthalmus maximus (turbot), 2770 nucleotides. It is a transcript of the gene l2hgdh, whose product is annotated as L-2-hydroxyglutarate dehydrogenase. Lineage: Eukaryota; Metazoa; Chordata; Actinopteri; Pleuronectiformes; Scophthalmidae. The record is from RefSeq and is a predicted model, not a curated record. Gene Ontology annotation, molecular function: (S)-2-hydroxyglutarate dehydrogenase activity; (S)-2-hydroxy-acid oxidase activity. The transcript is spliced from 10 exons. The coding region runs from base 152 to 1495 and encodes 447 amino acids.
GCUGCCCGGGAGCAUCGGCGCGGGGAGCUGACGGGAAAAAGAGGAGGAAGACUGGAACGCAAAGCUAGGAAGCUCCGGGAGGUUUGUCGGACAAGUUGUACAAUGAACUAACGAUUCUGAGGCGAUUUUAAUAAGACAAACCGCUCUGACAAUGAUCCGGUUACUGAGCCGCGGGUCUCCGAAGGCUGCUGGAGCCGCGCAGUCCAAGUGGCUGAAGGACGCGACGAGCAGACAACUGCACAGCGCGUAUGAUGUGGCCGUGGUGGGCGGCGGCAUCGUGGGCUUGGCCACGGCCAGAGAGCUGAUUCUCCGACACCCGUCCCUCAGCUUCAUCCUAUUGGAGAAGGAGAAGGAGCUCGCUGUGCAUCAGAGUGGGCACAACAGUGGAGUCAUUCACAGCGGGAUCUACUACACGCCGGGCUCCCUGAAGGCCCGUCUGUGUGUGCGCGGAGCCACGUUGGCCUACGAGUACUGCGAGAAGAAAGGACUCCCUUACAACAGAUGUGGAAAGCUUAUUGUGGCUGCGGAGCAGGAGGAGAUCCCUAGGCUGAAAGCUCUGUACGAGCGUGGGAUGAAGAACAACGUGCGCGACCUCAGCAUCAUCGAUGCCAAGGCCAUCCGAGAGCGAGAGCCGUACUGCAGGGGUAUCAUGGCCUUGGAUUCUCCCUACACCGGCAUUGUGGACUGGAGGAUGGUGGCGCUCAGGUACGGCAAAGACUUUGAGGAGGUGGGCGGCUCGGUGGUUACCGAAUACGAUGUCAAAGACAUUUCCAUGGUGAAGGAGAGCCCAGCUGGCAGCACUGAAGGAAUGAAAUAUCCAAUCGCAAUCAGAGACCAGAAGGGAAAGGAGGUGCGGUGUCGUUACGUCCUGACCUGUGGAGGCCUGUACUCGGACCGCCUGUCGCAGAUCUCCGGGUGCAGCCGGGAGCCGCGGAUCGUCCCCUUCAGAGGAGACUAUCUGGUCCUGAAACCGGAGAAGCACUACCUGGUCAAAGGGAACAUCUAUCCCGUACCUGACCCUCGUUUCCCCUUCCUCGGCGUCCACUUCACUCCACGGAUGGAUGGGAGCGUGUGGCUCGGUCCUAACGCAGUGCUUGCCUUCAAACGGGAGGGUUACAAAGUCUAUGACUUCAAUGCCAGAGACUUUGCCGACGCAAUCUCAUUCAGGGGCCUUCAGAAGCUGGUGAUGAAGAACAUAGCUUAUGGGAUUGGAGAAAUGUAUAGAGGCAUUUUCAUCGGUGCACAGGUUAAAAUGCUGCAGAAGUACAUUCCGGAAAUCUCACGGAGUGACGUGCUCAGGGGUCCUGCGGGAGUUCGAGCUCAAGCCCUCGACCGGGACGGAAACCUCGUGGACGACUUUGUUUUCGACGGUGGCGUCGGGGACGUGGGCAGUCGGGUGCUACACGUGCGCAACGCUCCCUCGCCGGCGGCCACCUCCUCCCUCGCCAUCGCAGAGAUGAUCGCGGACGAGGUGGAGGGCCGCUUCUCGCUGUAGAGCGACGCCGCGGUGGACACAGAAAGGAAAAACGGGGGAAUCAAACCAAAAAAACUUCAAUAUGUGAAUCGAGCUGUCUCUCUACGUCAGCAUCGUCGAGCCUUAAUUAAGGAGGGGGGAGGUCAUGUGAUGUGACAUAUCUGUGACUUAAUUACAUUUCUUCCAAACUAUUUUUACUGAAGUUUUGCUAUUUCAGGUUUCAUCAAUCUGUCAACUCCACUACAUUACAAAGUAAAAGUCAUUUUUCUUAACGACUUUUCCGUGUUGUUGUAUUGAAUGUGAAUGGGAAUAUUACCACAAAGUUGGAGAGCAGUUUGAUUCUGUUGUUUGGGUAUUGUAGAGUUUACUGAGUUUCACCCCCAAAACCGGAGUAAAUCAAUUUUGGGGAAUUUUUAAGCCAAAAAAUGUCAAAUUAAAAUUUGAGAUUUUUUUUUAUGAUCCCGAUUUGACCAAGCAUUCAUUUGAGACAUUGGGUAUAAUUUUUUUUAUUUUAUAUGUAUCUCAUUUUGGAAGUUAACUCCUUACCUAACGCACAGUUACACCUGCAGAACACAGAGUUUUGUGAGGGAAAAAAGGUUUUGCUUAUUCCACUUCACAGUUUUUUGGACAUUGGACAGUUUUGUCCAAUGUCCAUAUCAGGACUAGAUAUUCUAGUUUUGUCAUAUUAUAUGAGGGCAAACUACGGUUAGGCUUCACAUGUUUCUGAAUAUGUCCAGAGAAUGUUUGUGUUAAAAAAACUCAGCAUCAUCUCUGAUUGACAAACGAUUGUCAAUUUAUUUUUCUGCCAAAAAUAUGUAUUUCUGAAUAGCAAAUAAUAACAAUAAAUUUCAUUUAUAGAGCACUUUACAUUGCUAAAAGCAAUCUCAAAGUCAAGCAAAUGUAUAAAUGUUUGUGGUUUGAGCCACAAAGUUCUUAAAUAUAGACUUCACAUUACCUGGUAUGUUAUUGUAAGGUUUUUUUUAUUAUUAUAAGAAACAAAUAUUUCUAAGGUGCAAAGAGAAAUGAAAUAGUGGAAUGAAAAAGAACAUUACUGUGUUGGCUUCUUGUUUAAUACAGAUGUUGCUGGAGAUUUGACCUUUAUCAGUUUUUUUUUUUAACUCCAGCACUUAUUCAGUUUGACCACGUGGAGGCAGAAUUGCUGCAGCAAACAUACCGAAUGAGCUCCUGUGUCUAAAUUAAAUUCAGGGUUUUUUCCCCCAAUUUUUUCCUUCACACUGUUUGUUCUGUUCACGAUUCUGCAAAUGCUACAAAAUAAAGUGCCUUUUAUUUACUUAA